AUCUGCGGUUAAUACCAUCGAAGAAGAAAAUGGAAGCCUUCUCUUCCGCCACAGCUCCGGUGUCUGACACAUGAGGGUUUAACUUUUCUCCCAUUGUGAGGCGCAGCAAAUUGACUAAAGCAUCUGGAAACACCUAGCUGACGACAAUGAAACCCAUUUUGCUCCAGGGCCACGAGAGGUCCAUCACACAAAUCAAAUACAACAGAGAAGGAGAUCUGCUCUUCUCGGUGGCUAAAGAUACAGUUGCCAACGCGUGGUACUCUGUGAACGGAGAGAGGCUCGGGACCUACAAUGGACACACCGGAGCUGUGUGGUGUGUUGACUGUGACUGGGACACAAAGAACGUGUUAACAGGAUCAGCAGACAACAGCUGCAGGCUGUGGGACUGUGAGACUGGUAAACAGCUGGCUCUGCUCAACACCAACUCUGCCGUCAGGACGUGUGGGUUCGACUUCAGCGGCAACAUCAUCAUGUUCUCCACAGACAAGCAGAUGGGUUACCAGUGCUUCCUGAACUUCUUUGACCUGAGGGAUCCACAGCAAAUAGAGGACAACCAGCCCUACCUGUCCAUUCCCUGCAGUGAACACAAGAUAACCAGUGCUGUCUGGGGACCUCUGGGAGAGUUCGUCAUUGCGGGUCAUGAGAACGGGGAGAUAAACCAGUUCAGCGCCAAGUCUGGUGACAUUCUGAAGAAGAUCAAGGAGCACACCAAGCAGAUCAAUGACAUCCAGUCAUCAGUAGAUAACACCAUGUUCAUCACCGCCUCCAAGGACAACACCGCCAAAUUGUUUGAUUCCACUUCUCUGGAUCACAUCAAGACAUUUAGGACGGAGAGACCCGUCAACUCUGCAGCCAUCUCUCCCAUCAUGGAUCAUGUGGUGAUGGGCGGAGGACAAGAAGCCAUGGAGGUCACUACUACGUCUACCAGGAUCGGCAAGUUUGAGGCCAGGUUCUUCCAUGCUGCUUAUGAGGAGGAGUUUGGAAGGGUCAAAGGUCACUUCGGACCCAUAAACUGUGUGGCCUUUCACCCAGAUGGCAAAAGCUACAGCAGUGGAGGAGAAGACGGAUAUGUAAGAAUUCACUAUUUUGACCCACAGUACUUUGACUUUGAGCUGGAGGUGUAAACGGCCAAGCAUCUGGACCUGAUCGCUUUAACUGUCUGGAGUCUGGUCAGCUGAUCACCUCCAGCUUCCUUUAAGAUCUGAAGUUUCAUCUUGGCUUCUGUUUACCUUGUUAACUUCCGAUUCCAAUAAAAAGUCAUAAGAG
Molecule: messenger RNA, 1266 nt
Organism: Nothobranchius furzeri (turquoise killifish)
Lineage: Eukaryota; Metazoa; Chordata; Actinopteri; Cyprinodontiformes; Nothobranchiidae
Gene: eif3i
Product: eukaryotic translation initiation factor 3, subunit I
Biological process (GO): cytoplasmic translational initiation
Cellular component (GO): cytoplasm; eukaryotic translation initiation factor 3 complex, eIF3m
Molecular function (GO): translation initiation factor activity; protein binding; RNA binding
Source: RefSeq, a predicted model, not a curated record